This is a messenger RNA of Ceutorhynchus assimilis (cabbage seed weevil), 5068 nucleotides long. The record is from the annotation of a GenBank genome assembly. NCBI's taxonomy places the organism in Eukaryota, Metazoa, Arthropoda, Insecta, Coleoptera, Curculionidae.
CUUGACUUGACUUGAUCUGAUUUUGACUGUCACUUGUUUUCUUGUUUAAUUUGCUAGUCUACUACAAGCAAAAUAUACCAUUUCAAAUUAUUUGAAAAUCAUAAGAUUUCUUUGAAGAGUAAAAAUGCCAGCCGAUGUUCCAGGAUAUUUGUACGCUGGGGCAAUAGCCACUGGUGGUAUUAUGGGCUAUGUAAAAGCAGGUUCGAUCCCGUCUUUAGCUGCUGGGCUUAUUUGUGGUACAGUUCUGGUCAUUGGGGCCUACCAAACUAGUCAAGAUCCCUCUAACUAUGGACUUCAGCUGGGUACCAGUUCCCUACUAGCAGGUCUUAUGGGAUUCAGAUACUACAAGUCUGGCAAAAUAAUGCCCGCAGGUGUUGUUAGUUUGUUGUCUAUAGCUAUAAUCUCUAGGAUUGGUAUUAGAGCUUUGAAUAAUCAGGCGACUAAAUAUUAAGUGGAUAAAGAGUUUGUAUUUUUAGGUUUUAAAAUGUGUUAUGCAACAGUAGAUAAAUGUUCAGCUAUGUUUCAAUUAAUCAAUUGUUAAAUUCUCUUGAGGUGUUUAGUUGGGUCUAUAUACAUCACAUUAUUAUGUAUUUUUGUUACUUAAGCGUACCUACAUAAUUUAUAAAAAGUUUAUUAGUAGACCAAAGUAGGCCCACUGCCAAAAAUGCAACAGUAGUGUUAUGUAUGCCCUCUGAGGUUUUGGUAAUUAUGCAUAUGCUCGUCAACGUGCAAGUCAAAUUAGCGGGUGACCGCGGGACUUGCGGUGAAGAAGUUAAUUGUUUAUUGGUAAAAACAAAAACGAGCUUUGGAAUGAUAGUAAAACGUAUGACGAGCGUACCAAUCGAUAUGUUAUGAAUAAAAAUCCAUCGGAAAACGAUCGGCAUAUGGUGUACGUGGGAUCAAAGGAUCGGCCCUAAAAUUCAAAAAUGAGAAAUUUUAAGGGUGAACGCCGACCCUUGGAUCCUACGUACUGGGUGAUUGUCUAUAUUUUGCACCCACACCUAUCUCACCUGUUUGAAGAGAUACCUAGAAAUGUCUAGUGUGAAAGGACCCCGAACACUUCUUAUGGGAUUUUGGUUGAACGCGGAAUUUAACCAAAUUUUGGUAUGUUGUAUAUUUCGACCUCCUGAGUAAAAGUUCUCAUGGGUACAAACCGAUCCUAUGACUAGUUUCGGAUAUACAGGGGGUUUUCUUAUACUACCUUAGGCAACCUAAGUACCUAUAUAAAGUAUACAUAAAGCAAGAAAACGCAUGUAUUGCUUUAAAAGUUGUUUAUUUCAUCUUUCCUUAACUAAAAAUGUUUAGUAGGUGUUCGUAACUCUUCCUUCAUAUACCAGGGACGCUCAAAAACUAUGGCUAUUACUAAGCUAAAUGAGUUAAUGACCAAAAAUGUUCAAAAGUGUGAAAAAUUGUGUACUUGUAGGUACUCAGAUACUUUGUUUUGUGAUAAAAGUGAUUUUCUAUCUCAAUGAAUUCCAGUUCUUGCUACGGUUGUGCUAAAAACUUUUUGCCUCAUGAUCCCUAGGGUUUAGGUGUUUAGAUAUUAGGUAUACAUACACUUGGUGAUUUGUUUGAAAAAUCUAAACAGCCAUGGAAAGAAAAGCAAUGAAAAUUGUUUUUUCAUGUGUCAUAUUUCACUUGGUAACCAUGGUAACCAAAACAGUGACCCUGUCAAUAAAGCGAAUUGUCUUUUUUGUCACCUUUCUUGUGAAAAUGGCAGUUCGGGAAAGGUAAUGUGCUACGUGUGCGAUAGAGGACUAGAGUAAGAGUAAAUCCCACUGUUUUAUUACUGAAAGAUGCCGAAGUCCGUAGAUUGGCUGUAAAGCGUCGAACCGAGUUAGGAUUUGAGGAUGAAAACCCUAUUGUUGAAAACUCAAGGUGGAUUUUGAUAUUGAAACAUAAACGAUAACGAUUGGUCGGAAAAUGAGGUUUCCCUGCAGGUUAUAAUCACUUUACAAUGCAUGAGGUGCAAAUGGCAUCUUGCGACCAAUAAGCGGCAUUGUUUAUGUUUCAAAAUUAACAGUGUCAAGUCAAAAUCUAUCUUGGGAAAAAUACAGUAUAUAGUUUGUCAUACUUCUAUUUGUGUUUAUUUUAAAAACACACAAAGGCCCACCAAACAAGUACUUUUCAAAAUACCCUCGUACAUUCACAUAUAUAGUCACCUAACUGAAAACAUGCACUUUUCUGUGAAAGGUCUAAACUUAAUCAACAUUUUUUAAAGCUAUCUAUCUCAAAUAAACGCAUAAAGCAUGAAAAUUCAGUAUUUUCAGGUUGCCUGAGGUAGUAUUAGAAAAACCCCCGUAUAUCCGAAACUACUCAUAGGAUCGGUUUGUACCCAUGAGAACUUUUAUUCAGGAGGUCGAAAUAUACAACAUACCAAAAUUUGGUUGAAUUCCGCGUUCAACCAAAAUCCCAUAAGAAGUGUGCGGGGUCCUUUGUAGGUAAUAUCAGAAAGUUUUCAAUGAUGUUUAUUGUUUUAUUUUUGUUUUUUUUUCUCCUUAAGUAUAUAUAUAUAUAUAUAUUUUUUCCUGGGUAGCUUAGAUUGUUUUUCCUUAAGUUUAUAUUUUGUUAUUUCUUGUUUUUCUUUUAGUGUUAACGCUUACUUGCUGCAGGUUUUAUAAUAUAUAUACCUAACCAAUUUAUUAUUUUUUGUUGUAAUUUUGCUGUUAAUGGGGUUAUCCCGUAUAAUAAAUAAAUAAAUAAAUGAUGUUAGUUACAAGUAUACAGGGUGUCUCACAAAAGUGUAGCGAAGCAAAGUUAUACUUUUUUAAAUGGAAAAUCCCAUAUAAUAGUGUCCUAUUGGAUUAGCCUUUCAAACCUGAUUCCAAAUAUACUAGGUUUUUUAGGUUUAUUCCUAAUAGUCUAGGAGAAAAAAGGACAAAAAUGGGUGGAAUAAUUCCAUUUUUAUUGAAAAAGGUGAAGUAUAGAGACCACCAGCAAAAUAUAAAGGUAUAUUAUUUCUUCAAAAUGCAAAAUGCAAAAGGCAUAUUAUUUCUUCAAAAUGGUAUAUUCAAAGGCUGGACUAUGAGGAAUAAACCUAAAAAACCUAGUAUAUUUGGAAUCAGGUUUGAAAGGCUAAUCCAAUGGUACAAUAACAUAGGGGGUUUUCCAUUUCUGAUAUUACCUACAACUUUCACAUUUGUCAUUUCUGGGUAUCUCUUCAAGCAGGUGAGAUAGGUGUGGGUGCAAAAUAUAGACAAUCACCCGGUACAUCAUAUGCCGAUCGUUUUUCGAUGGAUUUUUAUUCAUAAAAUAUCGAUUGUUAUGAUCUGCAUCCGUUAUUAAAUCAUUUCAAAGCUAGUUUUUGUUUUUACCAAUAAAAAAUUAACUUCUUCAGUGCAAGACCCGCGGUAACCCGCUUAUUUUGCUUGCAUGUUAACGAGUAUAUGCACAAUUACAAUUACCAAAACCUCUGAUGGCAUUGGUUAUACAUUCGUUCAGAGCUGUCAAAGAUACUUUCAAAAAUUAUCCAGUUACAAGGUGUAGUUAUUUUCCUAACAAUAAUUAUACGAACGACGCGAAGUGGAGUUCGGAUAAGUGUUUGCGUGCGGAAAGGACACUUUGCGCACGCGUUAGGAACAAAUUUUUUCCUACGAGCGUCAUAUCCAGGCAGGUAACAACAAAAAUUUAAAAAAAAAACGAUAAUUUGUUCAAUUAUUCUCAAUUAACUUGAAGCGGACCUAUUCAUCAAAAAAUUACAUAACAAAAAAAAUAAUAAUAAUAGAAAAUAUUUGUCAGAGCUGUUCAUCCUAAUAGCAUUUAAAUUUAUUGGGAAACAAGUUUGUAGAUUCUUGCAUAUAUUAUAAAUGGAGAACAAAUCUGACAAUGUGUCCAAGUUAAUUAUAUGCGGUGUUUGUAUAGAUCUUGGCUGAUACAGAAACAGAGAAAAAAUCAUUUGUAAAACUCGACAGGUGCUUGACAAUCAGUUUUAUUUUUUGGCACUCAGUGCGGAUACAGACCUUAUCCGCACGGAGUGCCGAAAAGUGUAGCUUUGAGCACGAAAAUGCGUGCGGAAAAGUACUACUUCGCGCACGCUCGUAGGAAAUGUUUUUCUUGGAAAAAGUAACUGAAGUUACUUUGGGUAUUUAGUUAGUCAUUAAAAAAAAGAUCUUAAAUAUGUAUCUUAGGUUACUUUUGAAGAUACUUAAUAAGAUAGAAUAGAAUACAAUAGAUAAAAAUUUUAUUAUGCAAAAAUACAAAGAAAAAUAUGCCAAUUACAUAAUAGGUAGCAUUCGCUUAGCGUUCUUCCAUACUACCCUAACAGAAAUACAAACUUAGCUGCUAACGAGUACAUAUCAAUUACAUUUUUCUAACAUCAUAUUGGUAAGGAACAUUUUAUAGUGAUGUUUAAAGCUUGCAAGAGAUUUAGUAUCUAUUAGGACAAAUGUGUUUAAGUUAAGGAGUUCUAUACACCUAUAAGCAAAAGAAUUUCUAAACUUAGAUGUGAAAUGCCGUGGAUUGUGAAAUCUAACCACAUUUCUUAGAGGUAGGUCAUGCAAGUCUUGCUGGCAAUAAUGAAACUCCUUGGAUAAGGUGGACAAUUUGACUUGUAAACUUUAUACACAAAAAUACCAAAAUUAAGCAAUGAUCUGUAUUCAUAUUUCAAUAUAUCAUGCGCAACAUAUACAGGUGAAAUAUGAUCAAAUUUAUUUAUACAGUAAACAAAAUGCAUGCAAGCAUCCUGUGCCAUUUGAAUUUUUUUGUGAUAUUCAUUACUUAGGUAAUUGCAAUAAACUAUGUUGCAGUAAUCUGUGGAUAAAUAAGCGAAUCAAUGAGUAUUAGCUUAAUUUUUUUCAGACAGCAAAUACUAGGUUUUCAACAUUUUCAACAUGUGGCAAAAGCAUUUAAGUAUCUGAGAUACUUUUUGGUAUCUAAGAUACUUUUUUAAGAUACAAGUUACAGAUCCGUUUAAAAAGUAUUUAAGAUACAGUACUUAUCUUAGAUACUAUAAAGUGAGUGAGAUACUUUUUUCUGACAGCUCUGCUAUCGUUGCAAUUUUUGGCAGUGGGCCUACAGUCUAUAAUGAUUAUAAUAAUAAUUAUUAAAAAUAAAUCUGUAUGUAUUUCAA